This is a messenger RNA of Bactrocera oleae (olive fruit fly), 1682 nucleotides long. RefSeq names its product Translocator protein (gene Tspo). Lineage: Eukaryota; Metazoa; Arthropoda; Insecta; Diptera; Tephritidae. Gene Ontology annotation, cellular component: mitochondrial outer membrane. The record is from RefSeq and is a predicted model, not a curated record.
AAAAUGUGAACACUCAAAAGAUAUAACCGCUUAGUGUUUUUUAUGUGAUAAUCAGAAACUAACCGUUGGAAUCAAAAUUAUUAACGGCCUAAACUCAAGAGCAGGUACAUAUGUGCAUUCAUACAUGUGUAUGUACAAACUAUAAUUAUAAUAAUAAAACUGAUAAACAUUGGAAGUAUAUACAUAUGUGCUUAUGAUGUACAUAGAUUUCUUAAAUUUUUUUUUCUUUAUUGCUUUGAGUUUAUUCAAAACUGUAAAAAAUAGAGAAAUUAGUGCCGUAUAUAGAAAUGCCGAACUUGAACUAUACUCAUUGCAGGAGAAAAUAAGAGCAUAUGCUAAACAGCUCUUUGAUAAAUUUAUUAAUAAUAUUAACCAGUUUAUCAACCGGGAAAACGCUAUUGAGAUUAUAUGCGAUAAGUUUGUAAGUGUCAACAUAUGUAUGUAUGUAUGUAUGUAUGUAUGGUCGUUUGAAAUCAAAGCAAAAAAGGUGCGUCCGCUGUCACGUAGAGUUGUUCAUUUAUAUACAUAUGCUAUAAACAUAUAUAUUUAUGUAUAUACACAACUAAGUCGUCAUAGGAAGAGCGAGAACCGAGAGUUUGCAAAUGUUUAUCAGGUGGAGGAAGGUGGCGGUGGGCUCGUAGAAAUAUCAGUACGACAAUCCACCGCGUGAAGUAUUCAACCGACAGCUGAUAGUUUAGUUCAUUUCGGCAAUUCGUAAAGAAAAGCAGCUAAAGAAACCAGCGGCUAAAUUCUAAAAAUUUAAAAAAAAAGUGUCAAAUAAAACAAAAAUAUUUCAUAAAACUACAGAAAUAUGAGUGAUUGGUUAAAAAUCAUAGGCGCAGUUGUGCUUCCAAACGUUGGUGGUGUCAUCAACGGCAUAAUAACGCGAAAAAAUAUACAAACAUGGUACAAGAAUCUAAAUUUUCCAUCAUACCGGCCGCCAAACUGGAUAUUUGGACCGGUCUGGACAUCGCUUUAUUCAGGUAUGGGCUAUGCUUCAUACCUAGUGUGGCGUGAUGGUGGUGGCUUUACCGGUGAGGCGCAGUUACCGCUCAUUGCCUACGGUACACAGUUGGCACUCAACUGGGCAUGGACUCCAAUUUUCUUUGGAUAUCGUAAUAUCAAAGGCGGGCUCAUCGAUAUUAUUGCGUUGACCGCAACAUCCACAGCCUGUGGCAUACUUUUCUAUAGGGUUAAUAAAGUGGCUGGUCUUUUGUUCGUUCCGUACAUUGCUUGGCUGAGCUUCGCAACAGUACUCAAUCAUGCCAUGUACAAAUUGAAUCCUGACAGUAAGGCUGUGACGGCUCCAGACACUGAGGAGAAAAAGGAUGUUGUAUGAUGUCAUUUUACCGCUGCCUCUACCGCUGCAAUCAUGGCAACAUCGCUCCUUAACUAUGAUGCAUUUAAUGCAGUACACAUGUUCCACAACCUUAAAUAAAUAAUUAAACUAUUCAAAUAUGAAAUAAUAGUUAUAAACAUGUUAAGAGAUCGAUGUCAAUUUGUAUUAAGAGAAUCUAUAUGCCCACAAUCUCAAAAUAAUUCCAGUACUUUUUUAUAUCUUUGUUUUACACACAAGUUGCCUAAAAAAUCGUACUAAUGCCUGUGGCAUAAUGCUAUGUGGGUUAUGUUAUAAAUAUUAAGCAAGGAAUGUUAAAGGAAUAAAAUUGUAUAAAGCUCAAAAA